UCCCCUCUUGGUACAAGGGAACACUGUCUACAACAAACAAAGUCCUGACAAUACUGCUGAAGGAAAUAAGUCUCCCUGAGUCUCUUGCACACUCUGUGAACAUACCGGUAACAGCUUUAUUGCCAUAAAGUAUUUGCAGUAACAGAGGAGGUAUUUAGUUCACUUGUACCAAGGUUACCAAGAAGCUGAGCUUCCACAACCCCCACUGAAGCUAACAAGCGUAGAAACCAUUUAGCACCCCAGAGGAUCCAGCCCAAAGUUGUGCAUCUGCAAGUGUGCAUUUUUGGUGCCUACUAUGUCAGGCUUAUAUUUCAGCUUCAUUUGUAUUAUAUGCAAGUCUUAGUUAAACACCGGUGACCUCACUGGAAGCAGCUGCCAAACCUUGCUCUUGGAGGAGAUCAGAGGAGAGAAAAAACCCAGGAAUCUGAAGUCAUCAGCAGUGGGAUGAGCUUAUUCUAUUCAGGGCUGAGCAGUCAAACAGAAGUUGGAAUCAUUUGUACAACAGGACCCUGGCUGUUCACUGAGUCUCUCUGACUUUUACCUGUUUGGAGGUGCAUUUCCCAGAAAGAGGCUCUCUCCUUUUUCUGAUUCCCUUUUUGAGACCAUCCAAUGAGACUCCAAUAAGGGCUGAAGCCCCUUCUCAGAAUUUGCUCAGGACAAAUUCCAGGUGAUCUGAACACCUUUGAACUGAAGAAAUUCCAGGCUUCUUCUACAAGCAGUAGCUAGACCUUGUGGAAGUUCUGCGCCCUGGGAAGAACCCCCUCUUUGUACAGGGGACACAGUCUACGACAAAAGUCCUGACAAUACUGCUGAAGGAAAUAAAUCUCCCUGAGCCUCUUGCACACACUGAAAACCGUGGUAACAGCUUUAUCCCAGAAAGUCUGAGAUGAUCUCCCUUACAGCAGAAAAUGUUACAGCCUUUCCCAAUGUUGUGACCACUUCGAAGUUGGGACUCAGCCAGUCAGUGUUAUACAACACUUCAGAAAACAGCAACUCCACCUGCCCUACUACAGAAGUAUGGAAUUGGGUUUUCACUUUUCAGCCCAUUUUCCUCUGGAUCAUUUUUAUGUUGGGAGUGAUGGAAAAUGGCUUUGUCCUCAGUGUUUUUUGUUUCCACAAAAGUCGCUGCACAGUGGCUGAAAUUUACUUGGCAAACCUGGCAGCUGCUGACCUGGUACUGUCAUGUAGCUUACCUUUUUGGGCCAUUACUAUCGCGAAUAAGUUUAACUGGCCUUUUGGCACUUUCUUAUGUAAAGUUGUCAAUGCAGCCAGCUAUGCAAACUUUUACUCUAGUAUUUAUUUUUUGACGAUGGUAAGUAUUGAUCGCUACCUGGCCCUAGUGAAAACUAUGUCCUUUGGACGCAUGCGGCGGAGUUCCUGUGCCAAGUGGAAUAGUUUUUUGAUCUGGCUAUGUGCCUUGUUCAUGUGUUCACCCACACUGGUGUUCAGAAGUGUAAGUUAUUUGGAACAGCACAACAUCACAGCCUGCUAUCUUCCAUAUCCGUCCCUGUACUGGUCAGUUGCAACAAACUGUUUGCUGAACAUUGUGGGCUUUUUGAUCCCACUCAUAGUGAUUACUUUUUGUACUGUUCAAAUCAUCAAAGCCUUACGAAAAAAUGAACUGCAAAAACUCAAGGAAAUCCAGACAGAGAAGAGAGCCACCAUCUUGGUCCUUCUUGUUCUUUUAUUGUUUAUCAUUUGCUGGCUUCCUUUCCAGAUCAGCACAAUAAUUGACACACUAGUUCAAUUAAAGGUCAUUACUGGUUGCCUUGUUAAAGAGGUCAAUGAUUUUCUGUCCCAGAUAUCUACAUAUUUUUCUUUUAGCAACAGUUGCCUUAACCCAUUACUGUAUGUCAUUGUAGGCAAGCAUUUCAGGAAGAAGUCCAGAGAAUUGUACAAAGGCUUAUGCAACUGGAAAUGCAACAGAUCAGAGUCCACACAGAUGGAAAGUUCCUUGGAUACUUUAAGAACUUCGAUUUCAGUAGAAAGCUCAAGAAAGAAGUCUGCUGUGUCUGUAGCAUGAUAGCACAGUUUGCUUAUUUCAAUAUCACUAGAAAAUCUCGUAACACAGUGUUUAAGUUGCUAUUCAUAGCCACCUUUUAUGGCACCCCAAUGUGAACAUUGUGGCAUCUGUGCUGAUUCCUGAAAGUUUGGAGAUAUGAUCUCAAUUCUAAAUUCCAGCUAGGCAUCUGCUUCUACUCUUGAUGGACAACAUUUUUCACAAAUAAAUCACAUUUCUUGGCAUAUUUAUAUUUCCAUGGCUGAACUAUAUUUGACACACUAUCAUUUGAAAUGUCUCUAUUUACUAAUGAAGAUAAGUGACUUCAGUUUACAGUUGUCUGCAUGCAGUCAUAUUAUAAUAGCUAUUAUCAGUAUUAAACAGUUAACCAUGCUCUCUGUAAAUUUGAAAGAAAGCAUUUUGAACAGACAGACCAUUUCCAGAUGAGUUGAUGAAGAAUGCAAGAUCCUGUAGAACCAUCAUUUAAAUCAAUUUUUUAAGAGCCUAAUUCCCAGGAUUUCUACCAGUUUUGAUCAAUAAUCAAAAAUUGUGCUUUUUAUAAUUUAACGUGUUUUUCCUUUCUGUAAUUUCUCUGACACUACUGCAGUGGAAUGUCAUGUAAAUCCAUAUCUAUAGAUUAUGGCUCAGUAAAGAGUAUACACCACAAGUAAAAAUAAAGAUAAAGAUAAUUCAGACUUCCCAAAGAGCAGGACAUUUCUACACCUUUGCAAUAUGCUGCAUUCACUAGAGUUAUACAUGAGUAACUGAGAGCACCAUGUGUUUGAAUGGAGGUCAUUUAGAAUGUAAACUCAUCAGAUGUAAAGACUUGGCUCAUACAUUUGCCUGUGAAGUGGGUAGCCAUGUUAGUCUGAAGUCAGGCAUAAAGUUAAUCUCUAAAGGCUCCUACAGACAUGCAGGGAGCCUGUUCUGAUGUGCUGGAAAUGCAGUGUGCCAGAGCAGACUCGAUUAAUCAACUCUGCGGGAGCACGGAAAUUGAUGCUCUUUGGCAGUCCCAUGGCUUAGGGCAUUUUUACACAUGCUCUGAGAUGUGGUGCUGGGCACUUUAAUUAGCAAGCCAUGUUAAUUAAAAGUGCCCAUGCGUCACAUGUAUCAGAGUCCCCAUGCACCCCU
Alligator sinensis (Chinese alligator) is the source of this 3130-nucleotide messenger RNA. RefSeq names its product bradykinin receptor B2 (gene BDKRB2). Gene Ontology annotation, molecular function: bradykinin receptor activity. NCBI's taxonomy places the organism in Eukaryota, Metazoa, Chordata, Crocodylia, Alligatoridae. Gene Ontology annotation, biological process: smooth muscle contraction; G protein-coupled receptor signaling pathway; vasoconstriction. The transcript is spliced from 3 exons. Gene Ontology annotation, cellular component: membrane. The coding region runs from base 887 to 2023 and encodes 378 amino acids. The record is from RefSeq and is a predicted model, not a curated record.